CUUCCUUACUGUCCCCUUCUUCUCCCAGACAGACCCUGCCCUUUCCUUUUUGUCGCCCGGUCUGUGGAUUCUGUUGUAGAGGAGAAGCCCGGGACGCUGACAAUGGGAAGCUUUCUCCAGGGCCUGCAAUGCUGACACUCCAGUCCCUCUCCUUGGGAAUUCAUGUUAAGCGUCCCCCGUUGACCCUUUGAAUGUCCGUGGCCAUGGCUAAGCGUGAGACAGGCAGCACCAGCCCUGUGGUCAGGCAGAUAGACAAGCAGUUCCUGGUCUGCAGCAUCUGUCUGGACCAUUACCACAACCCCAAGGUCCUGCCCUGCCUGCACACCUUCUGUGAGAAAUGUUUACAGAACUACAUCCCUCCUCAGUCACUGACGCUGUCGUGCCCAGUAUGCAGACAGACCUCAAUCCUGCCAGAGAAGGGUGUGGCAGCCCUGCAGAACAACUUCUUCAUCACGAACCUCAUGGAGGUCUUGCAGAGGGACCCGGAGUGCAGCCGGCCUGAGGCCUGCAACGUCCUUGAGUCGGCCAGUGCAGCAACCGCCUGUCCGCCCCUCUCCUGCCCCAACCACGAGGGCAAGGUGAUGGAGUUCUACUGCGAGUCGUGUGAAACGGCCAUGUGUCUGGAGUGCACAGAGGGGGAACACAGGGAGCACGUGACCGUUCCUCUGAGGGAUGUACUGGAGCAGCACAAGUCAGCGCUCAAAAACCAGCUGGACGCCGUGCGCAACAGACUACCUCAGCUGACGGCGGCCAUUGAGCUGGUGAACGAGAUCUCCAAGCAGCUUCUGGAGCGGAAAAACGAGGCGGUGACCGAAAUCGGGAACACCUUUGACGAGCUGGAGAAGGCCCUGCACCAGCGCAAGUCUGCUCUGAUUACAGAGGUGGAAAACAUCUGCAGCACCAAGCAGAAGGUGCUUCAGGCCCAGCUGACCACUCUGCUCCAGGGCAAGGAAAACAUUCAGAGCAGCUGCAACUUUACAGAGCAGGCCCUGAGCCACGGCAGCGCCACCGAGGUGCUGCUGGUCCAGAAGCAAAUGAGCGAACGGGUCAGCGCUUUGGCCAGACACAACUUCCCGGAGCAUCCGCACGAGAACGGACACCUGGAGUGCCAGGUGGAGACCGACGGGCUGAGGCGCUCCAUCCAGAACCUGGGGGUCCUGAUCACCACGGGCGCCGUGGGCCACACCAGCGUGGCCACCGGGGAAGGUCUGCGGCACGCGCUGGUGGGCCAGCACACCACCGUCACAGUCACCACCAAGGACAAGGAGGGCGAGCUGGUGAAGAGCGGGAACGCCGCCCUACGGGCCAAGAUCAGCUCCGCCGACGGAGCGUGCACCGACGCCGAGGUGGUGGACAACAAGAACGGCACCUACGAGGUGGGCUACGUGGUGCGCUCCGAGGGGGAGUACGCCUUCUCGCUGCUGCUGUACGAGCAGCCCGUGAGGGGCAGCCCCUUCCGCCUGCGCGCCGUCAAACCGUCCGACGUCCUGCAGUCGCCGGACGAUGUGAAGCGGAGGGUGAAGUCCCCGAGCGGAGGAGGGGGCCACGUGCGGCAGAAGGCCGUGCGCCGGCCCUCCAGCAUGUACAGCACCACCAAGAAGAAGGAAAACCCCAUAGAGGAUGAGCUGAUCUACAGAGUGGGAACAAGAGGUCGAGACAAAGCCGAGUUCACUAACCUACAAGGCAUCUCCACCUCCAGCAAUGGGCGCAUUGUGGUUGCAGACAGCAACAACCAGUGCAUCCAGGUGUUCUCAAACGACGGCCAGUUCAAGAUGAGGUUCGGGGUGCGAGGUCGCUCUCCGGGGCAGCUGCAGCGCCCCACAGGGGUCACAGUGGACAUGAACGGUGACAUCAUCGUGGCCGAUUAUGACAACAGGUGGAUCAGCAUCUUCUCGUCAGAUGGCAAGUUUAAGAAUAAAAUUGGCGCUGGCCGACUGAUGGGACCCAAAGGCGUGGCGGUGGACAAGAACGGCCACAUCAUCACCGUGGAUAACAAGGCCUGCUGCGUCUUCAUCUUCCAGUCCAACGGGAAGCUGGUGACCAAGUUUGGAGCCAGAGGGACGUCGGACAGACACUUUGCAGAAAAAAGUGAUACAAACAUUGCACUGGAACAAAAGCUUAGUAAAUCUGGCCCUGCUUUCAGUCCUCACUUUGUGGCUGUAAAUAACAAAAAUGAAAUUGUGGUUACAGAUUUCCAUAACCACUCAGUCAAGGUGUACAACGCUGACGGGGAGUUCCUGUUUAAAUUUGGCUCCCAUGGAGAAGGGAACGGUCAGUUCAACGCUCCCACGGGCGUCGCCGUGGAUACCAACGGAAACAUCAUUGUUGCUGACUGGGGCAACAGUCGGAUCCAGGUGUUCGAUAGCUCGGGAUCCUUCCUGUCCUACAUCAACACGACAGCGGACCCCCUUUACGGCCCCCAGGGCUUGGCCCUCACGUCUGAUGGUCAUGUGGUGGUUGCAGACUCUGGAAACCACUGCUUCAAGGUGUACCGCUACCUGCAGUAGGAGACCUGAGACGGCUACAGUAUCUUCACCACAAGAACCGACAAUGACACGACAAAUGGAUUCCACAGGGUGCAAUGAUUCCCGAUACAGCCGUUGGGUUUCCCACAUGUAAUUACGUGUCUGAACCUAAGUUUACUCUUUUUAUGAUGUUCAAUGAAGGCUGUUUUUAAAGUGACGGUGUAGCGAUGGCCAUAAGGCUGUGGAGAAUGUGCAAAGGCAUUUUUGUGUACAUGACUGAUGGUUUUGGUGCAGCACACUUUCUGUGAGACCGGAUAGGGUAGGAAUUAUUUAACGAGCCAUAACUUGUCCAAGUGCAUGCCGUUUAGUUUAUCUUGAGUCCUAGACGACCGUAUACCCAUCAGCAGCUUCUCCCGUUAACUAGUUGCUUGCAAUGAAAUGAACAGUGCUACGCUUCUCUGGCAAUGAAAUGUAAAACUUCUCCUUUAUUGACAUCUCACGAACGUCACCACCAUCUGUGCAUUGAUUUGCUGUAUGUACUGUACAUACAUGAAUGUACAUUGUGUAUAUUAGCUCACUGCGUGUGUGUGUGUGUGUGUGUGUGUGUGUGUGUGUGUGUGUGUGUGUGUGUGUGUGUGUGUGUGUGUGUGUGUGUGUGUGUGUAAUAUGACUUUCAAACACGUGGCCUGUUGGCUCUUCCAGGACCAGAGGUCAAGGGGUCAAGGAUUUUAAACAUGUGUGAAUGGCAGCUGUAAGAAAGUGUGCUUUUCAUACAUACAUACCCAGCACAGGCUUUGAAAUGAAGAGUUUCAUAUUUAUUUCCAUUUUUCCUAAUAUCUGUCAUUUUAAAGGGAAAAAAAACCCUUAAAGCUUAUUUAUUUUAUUUUUUACAAUAGCUCAGUAUUUACGAAUUAUUUUUGUAAAUUGAUGUCCGUUCUUUUCUUUUGAGCUCCACACUCCUUCAGAGAAACCUUUAAGCUAAAGCAGGAUUCAGUUCCUUCCACGCGGGGAAAGUUUAGAUUGGUGCUUUUGCACAUGAUCAGCUGUUUUCCAAAGCUACAAAAGUCACAUUUGUUUUUUCUAGGUUUUUAGAAUCCGUGGUGAAGAUUUAUUUGUCAGGUGCAAGCAGUGACAAACACAUAGAAACUACAAUAACACAUAUCUCAGGUAAUCUAGACCCACAAGGAAGACAAACGACUUCAAAAAAUACAUUUUAAGGUAUCAGACGAAUGAGGUAUAAGACGACUUAUGGCAGCUUUGUGGAAGAAGGUGAUAAGAAUAAUUGGGACAGAUAACGACGUGUUUCUCCUGUAUUUGGUUUCACAUAAUUAUCAAAGUACUCUUUAUUAAAUGACAUUCGCCAGCAAACACGUCCAUAUUCUAGAAUACUCUUGCUUGUUGUAAGCUAUCCCAGUUAGAUCCAAGGAAAGACUUGUACCAGUAGAGCUUUUGCUGAUCUCGCUCCCCCUUGUGUUCAUUCCUUGUAUUAUCAUAGGAAGGUCUGGCGCCAAAGCAGGAGAGAGACCAGGUGCAGAAAGCAGCUUCCCGGUCUAAUAAAAUGAGCUAAAUAUCCAGACACCAACAUUUGCCCUGCACCGUGUAGAUAUGCACGUAUUUAUACCAGGAAGCUGCUGCAUCUGAUCUGUUGCCAAAAACGAGCCCAGACGUCUAUGAGGAGUCAAAGACCCAUCUCUCUGAGAUGCGUCGCAAGGAUUUUACUCAAAGCUGUAACUUUGUUUUCUCUAUGAAUAUGCACUGGUAAUAAAAGCACAUGGUUUACUCAA
This is a messenger RNA of Betta splendens (Siamese fighting fish), 4249 nucleotides long. Its product is annotated as tripartite motif-containing protein 3-like. NCBI's taxonomy places the organism in Eukaryota, Metazoa, Chordata, Actinopteri, Anabantiformes, Osphronemidae. The coding region runs from base 192 to 2507 and encodes 771 amino acids. Gene Ontology annotation, biological process: negative regulation of translation; protein polyubiquitination; proteasome-mediated ubiquitin-dependent protein catabolic process. The record is from RefSeq and is a predicted model, not a curated record. Gene Ontology annotation, molecular function: ubiquitin protein ligase activity; protein binding; translation repressor activity. The transcript has 13 exons.